UAUAAAAACAGCAAGUAAUCAUCAAUUUGCAAGUCAUUCUGAUCAAUAGUUGUUCAUUAAAUUAAUUGUAUUACCAUCAUCAUUAGCCAAAACUCAUUCACCAUGAAAGUUUUAAUUGUUACUUUAGCUUCACUUUUUGUGACAGUUUUGUCCUCACCCACUGGAAACACUUUGUCGUCAGCCCCUGCCACCGGAGCUGCAGUUCCAACACCUAUUGGAUCAACAGUAUCAGCGACCGCUAAAGCAGCUACUGCUGCCGUCGCUUCAGCCGCCACAACCGCAGUAAAUUCAACAUCCGAUGCUACCUCAUGUGCUCACCACCGACAACGGGAAACAAAUUCCAAUACCCGAUUACCUGGACGAUUGAUUCCCGAAUGUCGACCUGAUGGUAAAUACGCUUCCCUUCAAUGUCACGGUGAAGCUGUUGGAGGUGGAAAGUUCUGUCAAUGUUGGGACCCAGAAGGAAACAUCAUCCGAGCUCCAUCAAAGAAGGUCAAGGCUUGUGAUUGUAUUCUCCAAAGGCAUCAAUUGACCAAUGAAAGACCUCGACGAAUUGGAGCUUUCAUUCCUGCAUGUGAAGAAUCUGGUCACUUCAAGAAACACCAAUGUCAUGGAUCAACUGGACACUGUUGGUGUGCUCACCCAAGUAAUGGAACCCAAAUCGGUGAAAGGACCAGAGGACUUGCCGCUGAAAGUUGUGCUUAAUAAAUCAAAUUAAAUAUCAAUUAAAGACAACAAAUUUUGUUUCAA
This is a messenger RNA of Panonychus citri (citrus red mite), 750 nucleotides long. Its product is annotated as U24-ctenitoxin-Pn1a-like. The record is from RefSeq and is a predicted model, not a curated record. The coding region runs from base 103 to 705 and encodes 200 amino acids. The transcript has 3 exons. NCBI's taxonomy places the organism in Eukaryota, Metazoa, Arthropoda, Arachnida, Trombidiformes, Tetranychidae.